This is a messenger RNA of Penicillium lagena, 270 nucleotides long. RefSeq names its product DUF2462 domain-containing protein. NCBI's taxonomy places the organism in Eukaryota, Fungi, Ascomycota, Eurotiomycetes, Eurotiales, Aspergillaceae. The transcript is spliced from 3 exons. The coding region runs from base 1 to 270 and encodes 89 amino acids. The record is from RefSeq and is a predicted model, not a curated record.
AUGGCACAAGGUAUCAUCAAGAAAACAACCAAGCCGUCCGCGGGCCCAAGACGGCCGCCGUCCAAGACGACAAAACCAGGUCCGCGCCAAGUCGCCCCCAAGAAAAUCUCUCUCAUCAAGCAGAAUAAACUGAACAAGAAAAUCAGCUCCGGCCUCGUCGCAAAAACGGAACGCACUCUCGCGCAAAAGGCGGGUCAUCUUGAGAUUCUGGCUGGUGGGAAGAAGUCGAAGGCGAAGGCGGGUGAUAAUAAGGGGGGUCAGAAGAAAUGA